This is a messenger RNA of Racocetra fulgida, 1164 nucleotides long. The record is from the annotation of a GenBank genome assembly. Lineage: Eukaryota; Fungi; Glomeromycota; Glomeromycetes; Diversisporales; Gigasporaceae.
AUGUUUAUUUCUUCUUCGUCCACUUCACCCACAACUCUAUCACCUUUGUCACCAUAUUUACAAAUAGGAUCGUCAACACAAUCACAGCCUCCAGCUCGAUCCACGUCUCCUCUAUUACAGUCAUUGUCUCCUUCAGUACAACAGAUGAAACCUCAGUCAUCAUCUCCUCAACUACAACCGAUGAAAACUCAGUCAUCAUCUCCUCAACUACAACCGAUGAAAACUCAGUCAUCAUCUCCUCAAUUACAACCGAUGAAACCUCAGUCAUCAUCUCCUCAACUACAACCGAUGAAAUCUAUAUUGUCAUCACAACAAACGAAAACUCAAUCUCUAGCUAAUCCGGGAACACCCAUUCAAUUACGACCUACGUCACCGUUGCAGCAUUCGAAAACUCUAUCUAUGUCUUCACCACAAUUGUCUUCAUCAAGACCUUUGUCUCCCACACAAAAAUCAACUCGACCUAUAUCUCCUUCAUCGCGACCUCAGACUCCACAACCAACGAAAUAUCAAUCUUUUCAUCCUCCAGCAAUAUCUCCACCACAUACACCACCACAAUCUCCACGGAUGCAAGUACAUUCAGCACAUUCUCUGAGUCAUCAACGAUCUCUAACUUCGGUUCAACAGACACAAUCACGGUCUAUGUCCCCUCAGCCACGAGAAGAACAGAAUUAUUUAUCUCCAACACCAGAGCUCUUCACAUUUCCGUCACCGUCACCACCAAGAUCUCCAAAAAUACAAGUUUAUCCCCCCUCUGUUGUUUCAACUAUUAAUAUUAAUCGAGCAUCACCUGAAAAUUCAUCCCCCAUCUUAGAGCCUUUUAAUUUAAAACAGAACCAUUUAUUCACCUUAGUGUCAAGAACUGAUUUAGCGUUAAUAUCCGGUUGGAUCGAUGGUUUAGAUCUAUCAUCGCCUGAUGAUGCAGCUUACGCUGUUACAGAUGAUGAUGAGAUAUUAGAAAAUAAUUUAGCUUGUAAAUAUAAUAUAAGUAAUCGUAAUUUAAUAAUUCAUACUACUCCAUUGAAACAUAAAUCAAUGUUUAUGAAAGAGGGUGAAGUUAAAUGUAAACCUCAUUGCUACUCUUUAGAUUUAUUAGAAAAAAUUGAUGGCGUCAUGGAUUUAUAUGAUAAUGAAUAUGUAAAGACUUAUAAGAUAGAGGAAUAUGAG